Plasmopara halstedii is the source of this 603-nucleotide messenger RNA. RefSeq names its product integrase. NCBI's taxonomy places the organism in Eukaryota, Oomycota, Peronosporomycetes, Peronosporales, Peronosporaceae. The transcript has a single exon. Gene Ontology annotation, molecular function: nucleic acid binding. Bases 1 to 603 code for a protein of 200 amino acids. Gene Ontology annotation, biological process: DNA integration. The record is from RefSeq and is a predicted model, not a curated record.
AUGGGCCACGCACUUAUCGCAUCGAUAUCAACGUUGCCAAGAGUUCGUCGUGAGUGUCAAGAGGGUAAGAUGGUUAAAAAAACAUUUCCAAGCAACCCUGAUAAGCGUCAGUAUGCCGUAUUUGAGCUACUACACAACUUCGACAUUUGCGGUCCAAUGGAGCAAGAACGGCUUGGUGGAAGCAGCUACUUACUGCUGAUUGCUGACGAGGCCAGUGCAUGCAUGAAAGGAGAGUGUUUACAUGCUAAGUCGGGCAGCGAUGAUGCGAUCAAGACAUUCAUACUUAAGGCCCAGACGCAAUUUGGGAACAAGGUCAAGUUUGUACGGCAUAACGGAGCCCGCGAGUUUGCAACUAACACGCUCAAGAUGUUCUUCGAAGACGAAGGCAUCGAGCAGCAAGUCACAUUUCCAUAUGCACAUCAAACUAAUGGAACAGCUGAGCGUUCCAUACGAACGGUUGUGACUAUUGGACGCAGUAUGCUUAAUCACGCCAAGCUAGAUAAAUUCUUUUGGGCCGGACCUGCCAUGACGGCAGUAUACAUCAAGAAUCGCCUCCCAUCCCCAAAAAUGAAGACAAAGACUUUCUUCGAAAUUGUGCACUAG